AUAUAUAUAUAUAUAUUUAUUAUAUUAUUUAUUAUAUUGCAGAAUGAUGAGAUAGAAGCAUUAUCAGCAAUAUAUGGUACAGAUUUCCAUACUGAGAGUGCAGAACAUAGGACAUAUAGCAUUGAUAUUGGCAGAAGGGUCAACACAGCCCUUUUACAGGUGACCAUGCCUCCGGAAUAUCCAGGGGAUUCCCCUCCCAUGUACAUGCUCAGUGCCCCGUGGCUGAAGGGAAUGAAACGACAGGAGCUGUGUGGAUACCUGGAAGAAAUAUAUUUAGAGAAUACUGGAGAGAGUAUUGUCUAUAUGUGGGUUGAGAAAAUACGAGAAUUCAUGACAGAACAAGCUGCACAUGAACCAGUGGUUGAAGAGAAGUCUUCAAUCACUGAUGCUGUUGACAAGCUGCAGUUGAGUUUUGAAGAGGAAGUGCAAUGUCCUGAGAUAUUUUCGGGGGACAUUAUCAGUGAUCGUAAGAGCCACUUUCAGCCACAUCUUGCUGCAGUUAGGUCUACAGCAGAAGUAAAGUAAGUUGUCAUGUUGCUA
Penaeus vannamei (Pacific white shrimp) is the source of this 540-nucleotide messenger RNA. The record is from RefSeq and is a predicted model, not a curated record. NCBI's taxonomy places the organism in Eukaryota, Metazoa, Arthropoda, Malacostraca, Decapoda, Penaeidae.